Molecule: messenger RNA, 1027 nt
Organism: Thecamonas trahens ATCC 50062
Lineage: Eukaryota; Apusomonadida; Apusomonadidae
Product: ribulose-phosphate 3-epimerase
Exons: 2
Coding region: 1-693 (230 amino acids)
Biological process (GO): pentose-phosphate shunt; pentose-phosphate shunt, non-oxidative branch; carbohydrate metabolic process
Cellular component (GO): cytosol
Molecular function (GO): metal ion binding; D-ribulose-phosphate 3-epimerase activity
Source: RefSeq, a predicted model, not a curated record
AUGACCUCGCAACUCGGACAACUCCGCGCUGUGGUCUCGCCCUCGAUCCUGGCUGCUGACUUUACCCGUCUUGGCGACGAGUGCGCUACUGUGCUUGGAGACGGCCAUGCCGAGUGGCUCCAUUGCGACGUCAUGGACGGCGCCUUUGUGCCCAACAUCUCCUUCGGCUUCCCCAUCAUCUCCUCGCUCCGCAAGCGCUUCCCGGACGCCUUUCUCGACUGCCACCUUAUGGUGGAGAAUCCUGGCAAGUGGGUGGAGCCGCUGGCCAAGGCCGGUGGCUCGCUGAUGACCUUCCACAUCGAGGCGGUCGAGUCGGUCGACGCCGCGCGGGUGCUCGUGGACGCCAUUCACGACGCAGGCAUGGCGGCCGGCGUCGCCGUCAAGCCGGGAACUGAGCUGGCGGCCGCCGGCGAUCUGGCCGACGUCGUCGAUAUGGUCCUGAUCAUGACAGUCGAGCCGGGCUUUGGCGGCCAGUCGUUCAUGCCCGAGACCAUGACCAAGGUCGAGACUCUCCGUGCUAGUCACCCGCAGCUCUUCAUCCAGGUCGACGGCGGGCUCUCGCCCAAGACAGUCGACACUGCCGCCGCUGCCGGUGCCAACGUCAUCGUCGCCGGCUCGGCCGUCUUCAAGGCCGACGACCGACUUGCAGUCAUCGACGCCCUACUUGGUUCGGUCUCUGCGAGCCUCGCGUAGCGGAGCAUCUACUCGACCAGCGGAUCCGGUGCCGGCGCCUCGUCGUCCGGCGUGGCGUCGUCGGCGCUGGCCAACGCUGGUACUGCUGACGCCGCAAUCGCAGCUUUGACCGCCUCUGCAAGCUCAGUGAGAUCGGCCACAGCGUCACCGUCUUCUUCGUGCUUGCCCUUGAUGGCCUUUGCGAUGCGAACAAACGAGCGCAGCGCCUCGCGUAGUGCCUCGCUCUCUAGCCCACACUUUCGCGCCGUCACCAGUGCGCCGUACACCUCGCCGAUGAGCUUGCCCGUCUGCACCCCCUCACCAAAGCCGUCAUCAAACGACCGCUGGACAACUG